CGGCCUUGUUCUUUGUGACCAGCCGACGACAAUAGUCUCUAUUGGUCACCCGGGGCACAUCCUGGCGCAAUUCCCGCCGUUGCAGCAUAAUGCGGAGGGUGCCGCCCACGUAGGUGGAGUCACGUUCACAAGAGUCUUGGCAUCUGGGGAAUCGGCCGACCGAGACGCCUUUGCCAUUUCCCUUUACUCUAUUCGAGGAUUAGUCCGGUCAGCGCGUCAUUAAGUGGUUUGCGUUGUCGCCCGGACUGGUGCUGUUGAGCACGCGUAUGAAAGAAUUCACGAUGCGCUAGCAGAUAAUACCCAGGAUUGGUAGAGUUGGCAACCCUGCGGGGCGUCUUGGGUUUCUCCAGAUAAAGAGCCGAUGACGCUUCACGAGGGAAACAUUCGCACGCGUCUCCUCCUCGAUCCCUUCAGCACCUUUUUCGAUCCAAUUAGCAAUAGGACUCAUAUAUCAUGCCUGGUAGAUUCGCGUUGAAGAAGCCUGAACAUGUCCCUGGCAAGGCAUGGCCAGCUAUUCUCAUUGGCCUUUUCGUAGCCUUUGGGGGCGUCUUGUUCGGAUAUGACACCGGCACAAUUUCCGGAAUCCUGGCAAUGCCUUACUGGCUCCGCGAAUUCUCAACUGAAGCAGACGGCGAACUCACUGGAUCUCAGGAUGCCCUCAUUGUCUCCAUCCUCUCUGCCGGCACUUUCUUCGGCGCGCUCUUGGCUUCACCUUUUGGAGACUUGAUGGGUCGCAGGCUUGGCCUGAUGACCGCUACUGGCAUAGUCUUCAACUUCGGUGUUAUCCUACAGACGGCCUCCACCUCCCAACCCCUGUUUAUUGCGGGCCGAUUCUUUGCGGGCCUCGGUGUCGGUCUGGUUUCGGCACUUAUCCCCAUGUAUCAAUCCGAAACCGCGCCAAAAUGGAUUCGAGGCACCAUUGUUGGAGCAUACCAGCUUGCUAUUACUAUUGGUCUCUUCUUGGCUGCCAUUGUUAACAAUUCCACGAAAGACCGUAUGGAUACAGGGUCGUACCGCAUUCCGAUAUCGAUCCAAUUCCUCUGGUCCUUAAUCCUUGUCAUUGGUCUCAUCUUCCUUCCGGAAACGCCUCGCUACCUCAUCAAGAUGGACAAAUACGACAAAGCAGCAAUUUCUCUCGGCCAACUUCGCCGACUCCCGGUAGACCAUCCCGCUGUUCUCGAGGAGUUGAACGAAGUCCAGGCGAACCAUCUCUAUGAGAUGAGUCUUGGCAAGGCUUCCUAUAUGGAGUGCAUCAAGGGGACCGUCGGCAAGCGUCUGUUGACUGGAUGUCUCCUGCAGGCUCUGCAACAGCUUACUGGAGUCAACUUCAUCUUCUACUACGGAACCCAAUACUUCAAAAACGCCGGUUUCCAAAACCCCUUCACUAUCCAAGUUAUCACCAAUGCCAUUAACGUCGCCUCCACGUUCCCGGGUCUCUACAUGGUCGAAAGGCUUGGCCGCCGCAACCUCCUCCUCAUGGGCGCCAUUGGCAUGUGUGUAUGUCAAUAUAUUGUCGCCAUCACUGGGACCGUUGCCGGCACGGCCGACCUUGGUGCCCAACGUGCAGCCAUUGCCUUCGUGUGUAUCUAUAUUUUCUUCUUCGCCAGUUCCUGGGGCCCUGUAGCCUGGGUUGUGACGGGAGAAUUGUUCCCAUUGAAAGUCCGUGCAAAAUGUCUUUCCAUGACAACCGCUAGCAAUUGGCUGCUUAAUUGGGCUAUUGCAUAUUCUACGCCUUAUAUGGUCGACCAAGAUCAUGCGAACCUGCAGUCCAAGGUGUUUUUCGUAUGGGGUUCUUUCUGCUUUGUUUGCAUCGCUUUUGUCUGGUUUAUGAUCUACGAAACCAAGGGGCUUUCCCUCGAACAAGUGGAUGAGCUCUACGGCAUAGUCAGUAAGGCUUGGAAGUCUAAGGACUUCCGCCCUGCGCUGAAUUUUGCGGAUGUGGAUGCAGAUACGCAUAGGGGUAUGUCGUUGGCGGAUAUUGCGGCGAAUCAGGAGAGGAAGAGGAGUGUGCAGCAUGACGCUGAAGUCCCGAUUACGAGCGAGAAGGUUUAGGUUAGGCUAAGGGAAAAUGGUGAAGGUAUGGGGGUAGAGAUAGGAAUGGAGAAAGGAAAGAGGAGGGUGUAUAGAUUGGAUGCCGAGUCGGCGGCUAGGGAUUGGUGAUUCAGGGUUAUAGAGAGGGGUUCAUUUACCCACUCCGUAGUUGUGAGUCAAUUCUUAAUACCAAAACUUUAAGUUAU
Messenger RNA from Lindgomyces ingoldianus, 2237 nucleotides. RefSeq names its product glucose transporter-like protein. Gene Ontology annotation, molecular function: carbohydrate:proton symporter activity. The record is from RefSeq and is a predicted model, not a curated record. Gene Ontology annotation, biological process: transmembrane transport; carbohydrate transport. Gene Ontology annotation, cellular component: membrane. NCBI's taxonomy places the organism in Eukaryota, Fungi, Ascomycota, Dothideomycetes, Pleosporales, Lindgomycetaceae. Bases 454 to 2052 code for a protein of 532 amino acids. The transcript has 7 exons.